GAUGAAGGAGAAAGGAAUGAAAUUGUGAAAGAAAAAGAGAAUGUAUUCUCCUAGUCAAAAGAAAAAGCAUUCAACCUCUCCCCCCGACUCUCCACUCCUCUCCUCUCCCCUCAUCUCCUCCAAACUCUUUUUAAAUCUGAUUUCCAAACCUCACACUAAUCUAUGUGUUGUUGGUGGGACCAAAUCACCCGUGUUGACCUAAAUCAGACAGCCCAUCCUCUUUAAUGGAUGACCCACCACGCGUCACCAUCUCCUGCGCCCAUCACUUGCGUGAGAGCCUUCAGCCGUUGAUCUGACCCCACCUUAUAAAUAACCCCACGAUGGUCCCCACUCCCCACCCCCACCUCACCCUCUUGUAGGAUCCAAAAGGAUAAGUGGGGCUAUUCUUUUUCCUCCUUCCUCUUUCUAGGGUUUGUUCUUCUCUUCUCUGUUCUUCAUUUCUUAUUCCCUCCUUUUCGUCUUAAAUCUCUUUUUCCAGAUUGAAUCCCAGUCAACGGAGCAUUUAUCUUUUACAAAUUUGUAGUAUCCAACAUCCGCGUGUUCCAGAUUUUCUUCUCUUUAAACCUAAAAACUCUUCUGGGUCUGUGUUGGUCGUCUCUGCGUUUUGCUUAUUUUGCCUUUUUUGAGUUUUUUGGCUCCAUAUGGCUUCUACUUCUCUGCAAGCUGAUGGUUUCCAAGAAGAUCACGAAGCCGUUGAUAAAGAUGAUCGAGGCCGCGGGAGUACCAAGGUUUUACUUCUACCCUCUGAUUCCUCCGCCGCGGAGCCGCCGGGAGAAACCCCUUCGGCGGCUCCGCCGCGGCCGCUGUUUUCUCUGAAAGAAGAGUUAAGUGAAGCGGAAGGAUUGGUGCCGGUUGGAGUAGUCCCAAUGGCGAUGCAAGUGCGGCCGAAAAGGGCAUCGAAAGAUCGGCACACGAAGGUGGAGGGUCGCGGCCGGAGAAUCCGGAUGCCGGCGCCGUGUGCCGCCCGAAUUUUUCAACUGACUAGAGAGCUUGGCCACAAGUCCGACGGCGAGACCAUCCGGUGGCUCCUGGAACACGCCGAGCCCGCUAUAAUUGAGGCAACCGGCACCGGGACCGUCCCCGCCAUCGCCGUCUCCGUCGGCGGAGCCUACAAGAUUCCUACCACUUCAUCUCCGGAGCCCGGCGACAAUCCCCGGAAGAGACGAAAGAGGGCUUCGAACAGCGAGUUCUUCGACGUCGGUGACGGCACUGUUUCAUCGGGGCUUGCACCGAUCGUACCCAUGACCACAGCCGCAUCAAUUGCGCAUCCGAACCCGCAAGGGCUCGUGCCGGUGAUGGUGCCGUCAAGUGCUCUGACCGCCGGAGCUCUGUACAUGAUUCCUCACGGCGCCGCCAUUAGCGGACCUCUGAAUCAACCCCAAGUAUGGGCUUUCCCCUGCCCCGCGCCGCCCAUCUUCAGCGUCUCGACCAGACCCAUCUCGAAUUUCGCUGCGGGAAUGCCUCCGGCCAUCGGAUUAAGCGUCGGGAGCGAGUCGCAGGCAAUGGAAUCGGCGUCGGAAGGGUCUUCGGCAUGGUCGGAGAGUGCAAAGGCAUCCACUAUGGCUCCGAGCUCGACUUCUACUACAGCAGCAGCAGCAGCAACAACAACAACAACAAUUACUACUACUUCAACAACUGCGGCCGCUGCGCAGAUGCUUAGGGAUUUUUCUUUAGAAAUUUACGACAAGGAAGAGCUUCAAUUAAUGAAUCGUUCUGCAACUCGCCAAACGCCAUCUUCGAAACCAUAGGGGUUUAAGGCUUUCGAAGAAUUUAAUCCUGUAAAAAAUAAUAUCACCAACAGUUUCUUUCCCUUGAUUUUUUGGGAGUUGAAAGGGAAAAAGAAGGGAUUCUCUGUUAUUGCUCGUUUUUUUUUUGUUGAAUUAAGAAUUAAGAACAUGAAAAUAAUUUUUGUUCCC
Messenger RNA from Malania oleifera, 1916 nucleotides. RefSeq names its product transcription factor TCP9. The transcript has a single exon. Gene Ontology annotation, molecular function: DNA-binding transcription factor activity; sequence-specific DNA binding. The record is from RefSeq and is a predicted model, not a curated record. Gene Ontology annotation, cellular component: nucleus. NCBI's taxonomy places the organism in Eukaryota, Viridiplantae, Streptophyta, Magnoliopsida, Santalales, Ximeniaceae. The coding region runs from base 642 to 1748 and encodes 368 amino acids.